Molecule: messenger RNA, 1885 nt
Organism: Molossus molossus (Pallas's mastiff bat)
Lineage: Eukaryota; Metazoa; Chordata; Mammalia; Chiroptera; Molossidae
Gene: EYA4
Product: EYA transcriptional coactivator and phosphatase 4
Exons: 18
Coding region: 35-1885 (616 amino acids)
Biological process (GO): cell differentiation; negative regulation of extrinsic apoptotic signaling pathway in absence of ligand; positive regulation of DNA repair
Cellular component (GO): nucleus
Molecular function (GO): protein tyrosine phosphatase activity
Source: RefSeq, a predicted model, not a curated record
AUCAGAUGUUUCAGAACCUCAGAAUUCCAGGUCUAUGGAAAUGCAGGACCUAGCGAGUCCUCACCCUCUUGUUGGAGGAGGUGAUACUCCUGGGAGCUCCAAACUGGAGAAAGCUAAUCUCAGCAGCACAUCCGUCACCACAAAUGGGACAGGAGGGGACAACAUGACUGUUUUAAACACUGCAGACUGGUUGCUGAGUUGCAACACCCCCUCUUCUGCAACAAUGUCUCUCCUUGCAGUCAAAACAGAGCCUUUGAACAGCAGUGAAACCACAACCACGACUGGAGAUGGAGCGCUUGACACUUUUACUGGGUCAGUAAUAACAAGUAGUGGCUACAGCCCCAGAUCAGCACAUCAGUACUCUCCACAGCUCUAUCCUUCCAAGCCCUAUCCACACAUUCUUUCUACACCAGCAGCUCAAACAAUGUCUGCCUAUGCGGGCCAGACUCAGUAUUCAGGAAUGCAGCAGCCGGCGGUCUACACAGCCUACUCGCAGACAGGACAGCCCUACAGCCUGCCCACGUACGAUUUGGGUGUGAUGUUGCCAGGCAUCAAGACAGAGAGUGGACUUCCACAGACUCAGUCUCCGUUACAGAGUGGGUGCCUCAGUUACAGCCCAGGGUUCUCCACCCCACAGCCGGGCCAGACACCUUAUUCUUACCAGAUGCCAGGUUCUAGUUUUGCACCAUCGUCUACUAUUUAUGCAAAUAAUUCAGUUUCCAAUUCAACGAAUUUCAGCGGUUCGCAACAGGAUUAUCCAUCCUACACAGCCUUUGGCCAAAACCAGUAUGCACAGUAUUACUCAGCAUCAACGUAUGGAGCGUACAUGACAUCAAAUAACACAGCCGACGGCACAUCUUCCUCCACCUCCACCUAUCAGCUGCAAGAAUCCCUCCCAGGACUGACUAGCCAACCAGGUACAGAUCUUCAUCCAGGAGAGUUUGAUACUGUGCAGAGCCCCUCCACACCCAUUAAAGAUCUUGACGAGAGAACAUGUAGGAGUUCUGGGUCAAAGUCCCGAGGAAGAGGCCGGAAAAACAAUCCCUCCCCACCUCCCGACAGCGACCUGGAGCGUGUGUUUGUCUGGGACUUGGACGAAACCAUCAUUGUUUUUCACUCACUGCUCACAGGUUCUUACGCCCAGAAGUAUGGCAAGGAUCCCCCCAUGGCUGUAACCCUUGGACUUCGAAUGGAGGAAAUGAUCUUUAAUCUUGCUGAUACACAUUUAUUUUUUAAUGAUUUAGAGGAGUGUGAUCAAGUUCAUAUAGAUGAUGUUUCCUCUGAUGAUAAUGGGCAGGACCUAAGUACCUACAGUUUUGCAACUGAUGGCUUCCAUGCAGCUGCAAGUAGUGCGAACCUUUGUUUGCCAACAGGUGUAAGAGGAGGGGUUGACUGGAUGAGGAAGUUGGCUUUUCGUUACAGAAGAGUAAAAGAAUUAUACAACACCUACAAGAACAAUGUGGGAGGACUCCUUGGCCCUGCCAAGAGAGAUGCGUGGCUGCAGUUAAGGGCGGAGAUUGAAGGUCUGACAGACUCCUGGCUGACAAAUGCACUUAAGUCUUUAUCAAUUAUUAGUACUAGGAGUAACUGCGUAAAUGUCUUGGUAACGACAACCCAACUGAUCCCCGCACUUGCGAAGGUUCUACUCUAUAGUUUAGGAGGUGCUUUCCCCAUUGAGAAUAUUUACAGCGCAACUAAAAUAGGAAAAGAAAGUUGCUUUGAACGAAUAAUGCAAAGGUUUGGCAGAAAAGUAGUAUAUGUUGUAAUUGGGGAUGGUGUAGAAGAAGAACAGGCAGCAAAAAAGCACAACAUGCCCUUUUGGAGGAUAUCAAGUCACUCAGACCUCUUGGCUCUACAUCAAGCACUGGAAUUAGAGUAUUUGUAA